Messenger RNA from Camellia sinensis, 1276 nucleotides. The record is from RefSeq and is a predicted model, not a curated record. Lineage: Eukaryota; Viridiplantae; Streptophyta; Magnoliopsida; Ericales; Theaceae.
CGUUAGAGCUCUCAACUUUUUUUCUCCACAACCCUCUCUCUCUCUCUCUCUCGGUUUCAUUUCAGUUAUAACUUUCUGGAAUUGAAGAAUUGAACAGCUACAUUUCGAUUCUUCGACUUGGAAAAAGGAACAGAAGAACGGAGAUUCCAAGUGAAAGCAAAGAAUCUAGGUUGUGUUUUUUUUUGUCUUUUAAGCGAAGGGGAUGGUUAAACCAACCCAGAAGAUGAUUACCAUGGUUGAGCAAUAGAAUUGUUAGUGGGAUCAAUUAAUGGCUGUUGCUGGUUUACAAAAUGUUUCCAUGCUUCAGUCAUCUUUUGAUAGGGAGUCUUCAGUCUCCACUCUCAUGGCGGUGGGGUAAUCAUCAUGAUAGGCCGAGCACCUGAGGCUCUUCUCUUCUGUAAAUGUGGCGGGAACUCGAGGGUGAGCAUAUAGUGAGUCAUUCCCAUUUGAGAGUUGGAGGUAGACUACGGCAAAAUAGGAUUGAUGGCUCGAAUUCUGAUCUUGUGAAUGCGUAUUUGUCUGAGAAACUCGAUAGUGAUAAUGGAGAUAGCUUGGAGUUGGAGGAUAACAAUGAAAAUUCAAAACAUGAGGAUGAGAACAGUUCUAGCUCAGAGCAGUCCACUGAUUUUGGGGAAGUUGAAAGGGAAAGGGUGAGACAAAUAUUCCGGGAAUGGAUGAAUAGUGGAGUAAGCGGUGUUGCAUCCAAUGUUUCCCCUGUGAAAAGUUAUUCAAGGGCACCAUGGCUUGGUGAAAAUGAGUGUGCGAGGGUGAGGAUUAUAAGGGAGUGGGUACGAAUGACUAGCCAGCAGAGAGGCACUUGUGGUGGUGGCAGUAGAGAAGAACAACCCGUUGAAAUUGAUGCUGAAAUUGAACGAGUUCGGGAUGGAUUUGUUGUUAAUCAUUGUGAGAUUGGUGCUCGAAGGAAAAUCCACAGAUUUUGUGGCAGACAGGCUUUGCUUGAUUUGUUGGCAAGGUCUGAGGGGGAAAGGCAAAGAGAACUCCAGGAGUUGUUGGAGCGUCGGCCUGUAUCUGAUUUUGCUCACCGUAAUCGCAUUCAGUCAAUAUUGAGAAGUAGAUUCUUGCAAAGUGGAAGAUUGGUCCAAGACGAGAGACCCUCCUCUUCUGUGGCAGCAAGUGAAUUGGGUUUUUUAAGGCUAAGACACACCGUCUCUGGUUUAAGGUAUUUGGUUUUAAUGCUAUAUCUACAAAAAGAGUGUCUUCUUUCUUUUUAUUUCUCAAAAAUAUUUUUCCUGCACUAACUAUCAUGCAAGGUUGC